CGUCCUUGACCGGCAUGUUUUGGUUUCAGUGAAAUGAUAAACAUGCGCUGUAGUUGUAAAUUUACGGAGAGGUUGAGUGUUAAUAGAGCCGAGUAAAGGGAAAAUGGAGAGACGACAGUUCGUCGCGUCUCUGGUGGCAGGAGGCUGUGCCGGGAUGUGUGUGGAUCUGACCCUGUUCCCAUUAGACACCAUUAAGACCAGACUGCAGAGUCAGCAGGGCUUCCACAAAGCGGGGGGCUUCGGGGGGAUCUACGCCGGGGUGCCGUCUGCCGCAGUCGGAUCCUUCCCCAAUGCCGCUGCGUUCUUUGUCACCUACGAGUGCACCAAGUCCCUCCUCGGCGCCAGCGGAGCUUUCGCAGCGCCGCGCGCGGCACCUGUCAGUCACAUGCUGGCCGCCUCCCUGGGAGAAAUAGUGGCGUGUUUGAUCCGGGUGCCUACAGAAGUGGUGAAGCAGAGAACCCAGGCCUCUCCCUCAUCCACCACCUACAACAUGCUGCUGGCUACACUCAGAGAGGAGGGUGUUCGAGGUCUUUACAGAGGAUACGGCAGUACAGUUCUCAGAGAGAUCCCAUUCUCAUUGGUGCAGUUUCCGCUCUGGGAAUAUUUAAAGGCGCGGUGGCAGCCUUCGUCACCACCCCUCUCGACGUGGCGAAGACCAGGAUCAUGCUGGCCAAGGCGGGCUCAGCCACGGCGGGCGGCAACAUCCCGGUGGUGCUCUGCGACGUGUGGAGGAGCAAAGGCCUUCCAGGGAGACCUCCCGUUUUUACGUGACUCCAUUCAGCUCCCCCUCCUCCUCCUCCCUGGCACACAAUCGAGUGCGUCGACACAAGAGAGUGGCCUCCCCGGGGGCAGCGGGCGGGGGGAUUUACGGCGGCGGCUGAAAAAUGAGAUGCAUAAAAGCUUUUUGCUGCAGACUCACUCUAUCGUUCUAUUGAUUAAGGUGUUAGAAGGGCCAAGUGGACGGGUUUAUUUGAGUGUUUUGAUGUGUUUAUGAUACUCGCCGGACAAAAGGGGCCAGGUCUAAUGGGGCCGCAGAGGGCCGCCUGUGCUAAAACAAACCCUCAGCUGUGGUGAAUAAUGGGCCACUUGUGUACAAGCCACCAUCAGUUAGUCAGGAUGCGUCUCAGCUUAAUGCUCACAGUGUUUGGGAACGCUGCCCCCUCUUUACACACGCAAAUGUACUUUCCAGAAUUAUUCAUACGAAAUUUGUUCCCUUCCCCCACAGAUUUUGUCAUAUCAUGAUAAAAUCUGAAAGGUGUGGCACGCAUUUGGAGUCGGCCAUCUUUACUUUGAUGCCCCUAAAUAAAAUUCAGAUCAACCACCUGCUUUCACAAGUCAACUAUUAUUUUUAUUUUUGUUUUUUUACAUUCAUUUACAUUUUAAAAUGAACAAACGUUUUGAAUCAAAAGAAGUAGAUGGAAGAAAAAAAUCUUACAUAUUCUACACCUACUCUCAAAAGUCAAUUCCCUAUACCAUAAGCAACUAUAAGUAUCAAUCAAAUGUGCUAGAAUGUCUCUAGCAUGUGGUAGAAUGGCCUAGUCAAAGUUCAGAGCUAAAUCCAAUUAAGAAUCCGUAGUAAGACAGGUGUUUACAUGCACUCUUCAUCUGAUCUGUACUGAGUUUGAGUUAUUCCGGACGUUUUUUGUGUGGGCAAACAUUUUAGUUGGUGGAAACAAAAACCAAAAGGCUUACAAAUGUAAUUGUUGUAAAAUGUUUUUCAUCUGACAAUUCUUUUGCCAGAUUAAACAAAAAAAAAAAAAAAAUUUUUUAUCUAACAUCGUUAUUAUGCUUGUUGGUCUAUAUCUAAAAUUCCCCAAAUAUAAAAUGUAAGGAGGUUUGUGGUUGUAACAGGAGCGAAAUGUUGAAGCGGAGUGAAUAGUUUGUGCAGGACUUUCUACUGUUUAGCUUCUUUAUGUUGCAAUGGAUCAUUUACCUGAAAUCUAGUUGUUGUUGUUUUUUUUUAAAAAAAGACGUUUUUGUUUUCGUAAGCAGUAGCCUCAACAUCUCCACUCGGAGAUGUUUGGAGUUUUUCUUCCCUUCCUGUCUUCUCUUUAACUUUAUCCAACUCAUCUUGGUCUUAGCCAUACUGCAGAGAAUACACGUGUAACGCUCCACAACACGCCAAGCUCCCGUUUUUCUGCUUUGUUUCUUGAUGUAUGUCCCUAGAAGGCAGGCGGACGCAUCCGAUGGAAUGCUGUAACAAAGGAGGGUGUGUGUGUGUGUGUGUGUGUGUGUGAAGUAAAAGGUUAGAAGCUGUUGUUCUCCAGGGCCAAAGGCCUGCUUGUUGCACCGGUGCAUGCCUGAUACAAAUUGCUGGGGCUUUAAAGCUGUAAUUAUGGUAAUAGGCCCAAUUGCAGUGUAGUGAAGCUCUAAAGUGCUUCCAUGUGUGCGCUAAACCCCAGAGACCCUGGCUUAGCAGGGAGCGCUGCAGCCUACCUCCCCCCUCUCCCGCCUUCCUUAAGCCUCCAACAGUAACCUGCAAAAUACCCACGCUGCACCAGGAGUCAAGUCAGGACUACAGACUAAUGGCCGGCAUGACCUGAAAGCGUUUUCAGAUUUACUGCUUAUGCAAAAUGAAGGGGAGGAUAUGCAAAUGCACCGAAGCUCCUGGAGGCGCCGAGCCCUAAUUGUACCUCUUUUUUUGUGCAUCUUUUCAGAUUAAGGUUUUAGAUUUUUAGUCGGGCAGCUUUUUUCUAAAUUUAAAGGCUGGAGCUUUUCAGAGCAGAGCAAGUAAAACUCAACUGAGUUGAUAAUAAAAUCUGUGGGGGUUUUUUUUGUCUGAUAUUUUCAUUUUCUGCAUCAGCUAACUAAAUUUUAAAAAGUUAUGUCAACACAACAGCAGCCAUUACUGAUGUGUCGGGAUCCUGGUGUACUUUCCUGGAAUGUUCUGAAAACCAAAAACAUUUAUUUAUUUAUUUCCCUGUUUUGUACCUCGUACUGAGCCAGGUGGUUUUUC
This is a messenger RNA of Xiphophorus maculatus (southern platyfish), 2956 nucleotides long. It is a transcript of the gene slc25a26, whose product is annotated as solute carrier family 25 member 26. The record is from RefSeq and is a predicted model, not a curated record. Lineage: Eukaryota; Metazoa; Chordata; Actinopteri; Cyprinodontiformes; Poeciliidae. The transcript has 9 exons. The coding region runs from base 104 to 994 and encodes 296 amino acids. Gene Ontology annotation, molecular function: S-adenosyl-L-methionine transmembrane transporter activity. Gene Ontology annotation, cellular component: mitochondrial inner membrane. Gene Ontology annotation, biological process: transmembrane transport.